GAUUAAGGGUGGCAGUGGUGGCGACCCCUCUGCCAUCCCCACCCGUCUCCCGUAGGUUACGCCUCUGUGGGACCACCGGAGAGAGGUGCAGCUCUAAUGCCCACCAUUUCAUCAAAAUUUCAAGUUUUGCUAUUUGUUUAUCCACUGAAUGACAAUCCUGUAAUUAUUACGUGGCAUAACACGGUCUGGACUCUGGGCCAAGUUGUCCAACUACCUGGCCGCCUGUUGACAGUGGACGGUCACACGGCCGCUUCUUGUCGGGCCGCCUGACUGACUGAGAGCUGCGGCUUGUAUCCUGGCUAGCGGUGACGGCGCUAAUGCCACUCAAGGACAACAUGAGCUAACUUGCAAAGAUAGUUUGAGAAACCACUUGCAGCGAGAAGACGUCCCCCGACAACACUGGACACUUAUCUCUCAUUUGUUGCCGGUAGUAAGCAUGUCGAAUCAGCACCCGCCGGCUUUCCCGACCCAGCAGCAGCAGCAGCAGCAGUCUAAUCUGAACUCUGCUGGUUUCCCACAGCUUUUCGUUAAACCUCCAAACAAGCCUCUUCAAAUCAAAAGGAAUGUCAUAACAGACGAUUACAGUGUAACGAGUCAGGUGCUCGGCAUGGGGAUAAAUGGCAGAGUGCUGGAAAUAUUCCACAGAGAGAGUGGAGAAAAGUAUGCACUGAAGAUGCUCCAGGACUGCCCAGAGGCCAGAAGGGAAGUGGAGCUCCACUGGAGGGUGUCACCUUGUCUCCACAUUGUCCCCAUCAUAGAUGUGUAUGAGAACCUCUACCAGGGGAAGAAGUGCCUCCUCAUCGUGAUGGAGUGCAUGGACGGAGGUGAAUUGUUCAGUCAUAUCCAAGACAGAGGGAAUCACGCUUUUACAGAAAGAGAGGCCUCGGACAUCAUGAAAAGUAUAGGAGAGGCGAUACUUUUCUUGCAUUCCAUCAACAUAGCCCACAGAGACAUCAAGCCAGAGAAUCUUUUGUACACCUCUAAAAGAACAGACGCCCUCCUCAAGCUGACUGAUUUUGGUUUUGCUAAAGAAGUCACUACUUUGAACUCUUUGGCCACUCCGUGUUUUACACCAUAUUAUGUAGCUCCAGAAGUUCUCGGCCCAGACAAGUACGACAGAUCCUGUGACAUGUGGUCUCUGGGUGUCAUUAUGUACAUACUACUCUGUGGAUAUCCCCCUUUUUUCUCCCAUCACGGCUUGGCCAUAUCUCCCGGAAUGAAAAGGCGGAUCUGUAAUGGGCAGUAUGAGUUCCCCAACCCAGAGUGGUCUGAUGUGUCUGAGGAAGCGAAACAGCUGAUCUGUCAGUUACUGAAAACCGAGCCCACCCAGAGAAUGAGCAUCAGCGAGUUCAUAAACCAUCCAUGGAUUAAUCAGUCGGUGGAGGUCCCGCUGACGCCUCUUCACACCAGCCGCGUGCUGCACGAGGAGCAAGACGUCUGGGAGAAGGUGAAGGAGGAAAUGACAAAUGCCCUGCAAACGAUGAGAGUGGACUAUGAUCACAUAAAAAUCAAAACUAUUGAAGACUCCACUAAUCCUCUGCUCUUGAAGAGGAGGAAGAAAACUAAACACAUGGCCCUGGCGCAGCAUCCAGGCUAGAGAAAUGAAGACGUUACGUAUAGUUACAACUUAUACAAUAACAUGCACAACCACAUUCAUAAAAUCCAGUUAAAGAGGAGCCCUUCAGCACUCCAGGGAAAGUGGGCUUCAUCAUGUGGCUACAUCAUGUCUGCAGCUGCUUUUAUGUCCUUUCGUUACAAUUUAUUUUACAAAUCUUUACGUGAACUUCAGCCAUUAUAGUAAAUGUGCAUUUACAGAGAAACAAACGUCUAGUGUGUGUUCUAAGUAUAAAGGUUUUCAUUAUUUUUGAUGUACAUAAUUCAUUUUUAGUGAGCUGUUUUUUUUGUCAAGUCACAGAUUGACCCGGCGUGUCUGUCCGCUAGCCCGCUCUCAGUGUUGAAAUCCAUCAAGACAGAUAUUUUGCCUCAGGGGGCUUUGAGGUUUUUUUUUUCCAGCAUCGUUCAUAUUUAUCUAUUGAGUGAUUAUUACCAGAAGCCGCAGACUUUGUUAUGUUUCCUGAUCCAGUAACCGAAGAAUUUCUCCUUCCCGCAAAGUAGGAAGUUUCUUACCACGCUGCGCUCGCUGUGCAACAUUUUCUUGCCAUGUGUCGCAAUAAUCGCGCUUGCUGUGCCUAUACGAAAGGGGUGAUAACUGCUUAGUGAACUCACUUCUUUCUCCAAAUUCCUAGCGACACGGAAGGAAAAGCUUGUGGCAGUAAAACUCGAGAACAGCGUCAAGAUUACAGUGGACAAUGUCUUUUAUUCUGUAUUAAACGUCUUGUUGGUGA
Mugil cephalus (flathead mullet) is the source of this 2345-nucleotide messenger RNA. RefSeq names its product MAP kinase-activated protein kinase 2-like. Gene Ontology annotation, biological process: response to cytokine; toll-like receptor signaling pathway; protein autophosphorylation. Gene Ontology annotation, cellular component: cytoplasm; nucleus. The transcript has 10 exons. Lineage: Eukaryota; Metazoa; Chordata; Actinopteri; Mugiliformes; Mugilidae. Gene Ontology annotation, molecular function: ATP binding; calcium-dependent protein serine/threonine kinase activity; mitogen-activated protein kinase binding. Bases 437 to 1597 code for a protein of 386 amino acids. The record is from RefSeq and is a predicted model, not a curated record.